AUGGCCCUCAAGGUGAUCACUGGCCUGGGCUGGCACAUCAACCAUGAGAAGUCUUUGCUGGUGCCAAGCCAAUUGAAGGAGUUCCUGGGGCUCACCAUUGACAUGACUGGAGAGCCUUGCUUCUGGGUGCCCAUGGGCAAAGCCCACGCCCUGAAGCAUGACAUUGAACGCCUCCUCUGCGCCCAUGACCAGGAUGGCCAAGUCCUGGUUCGAUGGGCAGUGGUGGUGGCGGGCCACUGCUGCUCUCUCAUGAGCUGGAACAGCCACAUCCACCUCUCUGACGUGGCCCAGAAUGACCUGUGGGAGUGGAUGGCUGGCAUGGCGACCUGGGAUGGGCGUCUGGCGUUGAUGAGACCAUUUGACAUGGCUGGUGGCAUGGACGCUGCUGGCACAUCAAUGAGCUGGAGUUGA
Acanthamoeba castellanii str. Neff is the source of this 411-nucleotide messenger RNA. RefSeq lists its product as uncharacterized. The record is from RefSeq and is a predicted model, not a curated record. The coding region runs from base 1 to 411 and encodes 136 amino acids. NCBI's taxonomy places the organism in Eukaryota, Discosea, Longamoebia, Acanthamoebidae. The transcript has 3 exons.